AUGGCCACGGCCAGGCCUCCCGGGCGCGGCUGCGGAGCCCUGCCCCGGUGGCUGCUCGGUGCUGCGCUGCUGCUGGGCCUGCGGCUCUGCAUGGAGUUGCACCGCGCGGGCUCCGGAUCCCCGGGCCGCAGCGAUCCCCCGGGGCCGCCCCGGCCGCACCUGCUGCCGGCACCCGGCCCUCCUCGCGGCGCCAGAAGGAGGCAGGUGACCUACGUGCGCAGCGGGCGCCGUGCAUUGCCCCGGGGUGGCGGGAGCACGACGCUGGAGCCGAGCUGUUGCACCCCACGCGAGCUUCCCCGCAGGAAGGGUCCCCGGUGGCAUAUAGAGCUCCAGCCUUGGGCAGGCCCUGAUCAGUCCCUGGAUGAAGAAGCCUCGAGGUUCUUGAGCUACAUCAGCACCACUCAGAUUGCAUGCGAUCACAUGGGUACAGACAGCUUGGCUACUGACUCCAGCCCUGCAACGAAGCCCUGGCUGGUGUGUCUUGAUGACAGGUUUGGCUUAGCUCAUCAAAUCCACAGCAAGCAGUGCCGCCUCUACUCCUUAGGGCUGGGCAAUGAUGACACACACUUUGAGGUGCGCAUGGCCAAGGACGGAUGUGAAGUACAUCGUUUCGACCCUAGCGUCAAAGCAGCCCACGUUCUGGAGAGCCGGCGCCUCUGGCAUCACCGAUUGGCCAUUGACUGGCGGGAUCCACAUCCAGCUGUGGCUGCUCAAAAGCUACAUAGCAACACCAGAAAACUGGGCAGCAUUUUGAAUGAAUUUGGGCAUCACAAGAUUGAUAUUCUCAAGGCAGAUUUGGAAAGUGCGGAAUGGAAAGUUCUAGAAAAUCUCAUUCUGGAAGAUGUCCUUGAACAGAUCGGCCAGCUCAUCUUUGAGAUUCAUCUCCACUGGCCUGGCUUUGAGGUCAGCGGCAGCGAGAGCAGCGUGGUGCGGUUCUGGUACAGCCUCCUGAAGGAGUUGGAGCGGAAGGAUUUCAGGCUCUUCCACACCUAUAAAGACUUAUCGAAGCCUCAGCUUUUCCUGAAGAAAGACAUUUUCAAUGCCAGCAGCUGUUACACCCUGAGUUGGGUGAAUACAAGAUGGAAGUAGGAACGUACAUACAAGAAAUGAUCACAGACAGAGGCGUCGGUGCUUCCGGUCGUGGAGCUAGGUCUCCGCUUCCACCAGCCUGUUACUGCUCAGGGCAGGAACUGUCUGCAGUACACGAAGUCUUGAGCUGGACAAGCGACAGCCGCCCGGAUGAACACUCUACUUUCCCAGACUGAGACUUCUGCGUGUUUGCCUUUGACAGAUGGGGCGUGCCCUCUUCACUCUCUCUCGGAGGGUAGAAAUACCCCGCCGGUGCCGGCUGCCCGUUUCCUUAAGACUCAUUAUGUGUCUAUAGCUCACGCAUUUACAUUAAAAUGAAAUUUUAUUAAUUUCGACGUUUACUAGGUUGAUCAGAUCUUAAAAUUCACUGUUCAUUUUAAACUGGGACACUCACCUCCUUCAAGGUUUCUCUUGCCCAGCCAGGCAAAGCUGUGCUUUGCAGCCUGUGGAUUUCAGCCAGUCCUUCUCAGCCUUUGCUGAGCCCAUGCUCUGGCUUCCCCAGAACUGCUGAUUCCAGUUCCUGGGAAUUUAGAGACACCAACUUCUGUCAGAGAACGUCAAGAACUUCAGUUCAAAAUUCUUUUUGUACUCAGCCUUAAACACUCAUAUUUCCUACGAGACGAAGCCCAAAGCAGAGGCUGAGUGUUUUUGUUACUGCCUUGCCCGCCUUCAAACAUGACUUCCGUACCACAGACUCAACUGUGCUGUCAAAUCCUCUGAAAUACACUAUCUUAGGGCUGAGGAGAUGGCUCGGUUAGGAGAGUGACUGCCACACAAGCCUGAGAGCCGGAGUUUGCAUCCCCUGUACCUAAUGCCAGGUGCCAGGCAUGCCUCUGUAACCCCAGGGCUGGACGAGGGUGGGCUGGAGACCGGCUGGGGCUCACUGGCCAGGCUAGCCUGGCUGAAUCAAUGCGUUUCCGGUUCAGUGAGAGACCCUGUCUCAAAAGAUAAAUUGUAAGCUGGGCGUGGUGGCGCACACCUUUAAUCCCAGCACUGAGGAGGCAGAAGCAGGUGGAUCUCUGUGAGUUCAAGGCCAGCCUGGUUUACACAGUGAGUUCCAGGACAGUCUGAACUACAUCGUGAGAUCUUGUCUGAGAAAAAAAAAAACAAAA
This is a messenger RNA of Peromyscus eremicus (cactus mouse), 2201 nucleotides long. RefSeq names its product methyltransferase like 24 (gene Mettl24). Bases 1 to 1089 code for a protein of 362 amino acids. The record is from RefSeq and is a predicted model, not a curated record. Lineage: Eukaryota; Metazoa; Chordata; Mammalia; Rodentia; Cricetidae. The transcript is spliced from 5 exons.